CAGAAGGUGUUAGAAGACAAGUGAAAAUUGUGUAAUUAUCAUGAUUAUACAUUUCAAAUUCAAUUAUCGCAAUAUACAACCCCACAGAAACAUAAUAUUCAAAUAAAUGUGAAGGCAAAAUAUGUAGUAUGGGCAAUGGACACAGUUUACCUGAUCCUGAAAGAGUCUUUAAAAAACUUCAUUCACAUAUUGGUAUUAUCAAAAGGAUUGCACAUCUCUCAUAUGAAGAUUUUCUCAAGUCAGUUUUAGAAUUAAAUGAAAUAACCUCUUCAUUUAGUGACCAGAGAGGGAAACAGUUAAAGUUUUCUGUACAAGAUGGUACAGAUACCUCAGUGUUCUGGAAGACUACAGUCAGGAUAUCCUGUAAAAAGGUUCAUGCAAUCAGAAAUCAUAUUCUAUCAACUCGACUCCUAACCUUAAAACAGUACAUAGAAAUAUACAAGGAAAUUACAGAACAAGUAUCAGCCUUGCCAACAGAUAGAAGUCGUGUAGAUAUAUGUGCUUCAGUCAUAUUUGAACAAUCAGGAAAUGACGCCGAGGAAGAGGAGGAAUGUUGCAUCUGUAUGGAAAGUAAACCAGAACUGAUACUUCCAUGUACACAUAGAUUCUGUGAACAAUGUAUAAAGGAAUGGAAUGUUACAAGUAAGACUUGUCCAAUCUGUAGAGAAAGAGUUAACAGUGUGGAAGAUACUUGGGUAUUAACAGAAAAACCAGAUACAACAGAAUAUGAAAAAGAUGUGAAAGGUUACCUGGUCAGUCUUGCAGACAGGAAAGAUUCCUGACGGAUACUGCUGAAUACUUAUUGUGAUAAACAGUAGAUUUUGUGUGUGUUAGAGAUGUUACAUUUGAAGGGUAAUAUUGUGUCUGAAUGUAUUUAAUCAAUUUACCAGUUACCAAAAGACUAUUGUUAUUCAAUUUAACUGAUUUAUUAAUGGUCUUCCAACUAGCAAAAGUUUGCUGACUGCACUUAUUUAGAAAUGAAAAGAUAUCAGACGCCAAGCUAUUUAUGAUGUACUAUGAUUAAAUCCAAAUAUAAGAAAUAAAAGAUAUGAUACAUUAGUUAGAGCCGUUGUAUAAUGAGAAACUUUUGAGUCAUUGUUGCUUUCAUUAAUUAUUUUCUUACAUUGACAGAUUGCUAAUUAUAUGCCCAUUUAUGGGAUGUAUUAUGGUAUACAGUUGUCUGCCCAUCGUCAACAUGUGGAACAUUAACUCCCUUUCUUUUUUUAUAAAUUUUAGAUUUUACAUUUCUGAGUUACAGGGUUUCAUUCAUGAAAAUGGGGGGAUUUUCCAGUUUUAGGACAAUAACUCAAAAAUGCUUUCAGCAAUUCUCAUGAACCUUUGGUGAAUUGUUUAUAUCUAUUGAUGUAAGCUCCCAUUGGAUUUUCAUAAAUUUCAAAUAUGACAUUUAGAAGUAAUUAAACCUCAUUCUUUGAAAAUGUGAAUGACGUAUUAUGUGGUCAUGGCACAGCUGUUUAUUUUUAUCUUCCUUUCCAAACACAUUUGAAUAAAAUUUUCAAUAAUUUAUAGCAAUAAUUUAGUUUUUGUAAAUGAAACUAGUUACUCAUACUCUAUAUACUCCAGAAUUUUGGUAUACAAAGUAAAUUACAAGGGCGGAGCCAGCCAUCUUAAAAAGGGGGAGGGGUCCAACCAUAUGUCCCCAUUUAAAUGCAUUGAUAGUCUAAAAAAAGGGCGGGGUUCCAGGGGCCGGAUCUGCCACUGAUUUUAUCUGUUAUAUUCCAUCGGUUUAAGCUUGUUUUAGUUAAAACAUUAAGCAUUAACAAAACAAUUAUGAAAUUGUAUAGAUAAAACCAUGAAAUGAGGCUUUUUGAUAUAUUACUGAGAUCAUAUGAUAGGUGAUUUAGCCUUUAUUUCUAAACACAAUCUUGUUCUAACUUGGCAUAUAUAAUUGCUUGAUUUCAGACUUAUGUCUAUUGUCAUAAAUUUUCCCCAAAAAAGAUUUUCUGAAAUUAACAGACUAAUUUAAACAAAGUAAUUUACCUAAAUGAUGACCAUACAUUUUUGGUUACUAUACCUCAGCUAUAGAUUUGGACAAUUAUUUGUUUUAAAAUUGUGUUUUAUGUGUUCACUUGAUGUAUGUUACUUACAGGAAUAUAGCUCAUUUUUUGCAUUGACUAUAAACAACGAUCCAUAUUCUUUUAUUAUAUACAAGUAUACUAAGAAGAAAUUCAAAUGUUUCUUAGAUUUUCAAAUAUUCUACAAAUUAAUUUACAGUUUGAAGAGUUUAAUGACAGUUAUUUCAUGUAGUUCAUUAAUACUAUCAGCCAUCUUGAUUUUGUCAUUACAAUAAUUAUUGAAGACCAUAUAUCGAUGUAUAAAAAUUAUGCAGAUAAAAAUAAGUGGUCAUAUUUGAGAGAACUAUUUUCUUAAGAAUAUUUUCUUAUGUUGUGCCAACAUCAACAUAAAAGUGCAGGAGGAGUUUUUAUCCUACUCACAGUGUGUGUUUAUUAUAGAGAAAGAUAUCAUGUUUUAUUUAUGCAGUUUUGUAUUGAAAGAUUUGUUUUUCAUACAGUACAACUGCUAUAAUUAUUAUACCCUCACAUGUUUUAAUACAAAUGUUUUCUAGUAUAAGGUUAGAACAUGAAUAUUUUAAUGUAAAUUAUAAUUACAUAUUUCAUGUAUAUUUAGGUCUUUCCACUUUUCUGUGGAAAGACCUAUUAUUUUUCUUCUGAUUAUUUAUUUAUUAGGUCUUUCCACUUUUCUGUGGAAAAACCUAUUGUUUUUCUUCUGAUUAUUUUUUUUUUCUUCCGCCAAAUUUUGUUCUUGCGAUAAAUAUUUGUUUCGCAAUAUGUCGCUUAGAUAUUUGGUAUAUGAUAUCAAACAGUUUAUGCGCUUUUGAAAUUUACCCUGCGUAACCGAAUACUUUUCUUUGUAGGAGUUAUCUCCCCAAACACUGUUUUCCUUGUGUCCACUACUCCUUCGCAACCGUAAAAGAUUACGACAAAUUUAUUUUAUAAAAUUGCUCGUAAUAUCCUUAGCAUGAUUUGUCCUAUUUUGACCGAAGCAAUAUGAACGCUCCAUAUGAGAGUUAUUUCCCCUUAUGCAUUUAAUAUAGGUGAUAUGCAUUUCUAUCUUGUAAACCUUAAGUGAUAGAGACCUAGGAUCUUUUGAUUUGAAGUCCUUGGUCCAAAAAAAUGUAAAUUAGGUCAAGGUCAAAGUUCAAGGUCAUAUUCUAAUUUUUGAAUUUGGCUUAUUUUCACUUAAUCCUCAAAAACCAUAUAAAAUGUCAAGAAAUUAUUUUUACUAAAUUGUUAGUUGCGACAUGUCGUAACACGUAAAUUUUGAUUUCAAGGGUACGUUGAACAGAAAAGGGAGUUUUCUCCCCUCAUGUAUUUAAAAAUACGGGUAUGUUGAUAUAACUCAUUAACCAAAUAUAAUUAAGACCUAUGGUCUUUUGAUUUGAGGUCCUUGGUUUCUGACCUUGAAAUUGAUCUCAAGGUCAUAGCUUAAUCUGAUGUUCUUGAUUUUGACCUUUGCUUUUACCUCAUAUGUAUACAUGAUAAAGGCAUGAGACUUUUGGCAAAAUGUAUCAAACCAUUUAACCUUGGAAAAAACAACCGGAAGUAGCAUUUUUUUGUUCUUUAUUGAUAUAAAAGUAUAUAGAACCAGAUAUUUUUGGAAUCAGUGUCAAGUAAAUAUUUAAAUAUUAUCGGAAGUAACAUUUUUCUAACCGGAAGUAACAAAUUUUCUCCUUUAUUUAAAAAAACAAUAAGCUAUCCUUUGACGAUUGAAAUGACAUUUUAAACUUAAUUUUACAAUUAACUUUCAUAUUAAAAUACAUUGUUUUUGGUGGAAAGACCUUCAAUUGUUCUCUGAACAAUUGGUUUUUAAUUUGAUUAGAAUUUCUUGUUGUUCAAAAAAGAAACUUCAUACUAUUUUUGAUACUGGCACAUGCAUAUAGUUUUAAAUCACAUGGCCAUAUAUACUUUAUCAAUAUCCUGGUGUCCAUUGCCUGUCUGUUACUCAUAAUUAACUUUUCCUUUUAAGGUUUUAAAAAUGGUUUGCAAAACUGCAUUUGAUGAACCAUUACCUAACCUGUAUUAUAAUAUCAACAACAAUGGUCUUACAUCUGGGAAGGGUUCGAAGAGUUUGAAAAGUCCAAUACCUUUUCUAGUCGUAUAAGAAAACUGUUCUUUGCCAUUUAGGCCAAUAACAUUUUGAACAGUACUUUCUUUGUUAAGCUUCACUUGAAAAUUUUCUUUUGAAAUAGUUUGAAAGUCAUUAGCAUUAUGUUUAAUAAAGAAAUAGUUAAGGUUUCCAUGGAAAUUUUUCUAAAGACUCUCUUUCUUUAUCUUGAAAAUAAACCUCUCUCCACGUUUAAUAAUCUGAUCUUGACAGGUACUUAUUGACUAGAUUUUCCAAAAUUUUAAAAAUAAGUUGAUUUCAUUUCUCCCUUGAAAAAGUGAAUUGCUUUGAAUUCGUUAAAGCAUGUAGCUUUCUUGAUUAAUUUCAAUUAAGACAUAGUUAUCUGACAUUCAGCAUUACAGAAAAUGUAUAAAUAUAAAUAAAAAAUAAAAAACACCUAGUGAGGGCAAUCCUCUUCACUUACUCACUUAGAUCUUUAAAUAUGUAAAAAUGUUCAGUGAAAUGAAUAUAACAAAAUGACAAAAACCUACCUGUGUGUACACAUAAAGUCAUAAACAGUUCUAUAUAAUUCUGAUUGUAAAAUGAAGUUUAAAAAUAAGUUGUUGAUUAUCCUGCAUGUAUUGUUUGAAGUUCACAGACUUGUGUAGUACUUUCACUUUUUUCUGUUUUUUUGUCGAAUAAAUUUGUCCCAAUCCUGCAAGAAUGUUCACAUUGAACAAAAUGUAUCAAAAAAAUUUACAUUACAUUUUAAAAUACACUCCUCACAAUUUUUGUUCAUAUUGAAUCAAUUUAAGAAUAGAGAAGGGAAUUGUAUAUUGAAAGAAAAAAAAAAUGUUGAUAAAAUGUUACAAUUAAUAUAAUAGGCAAAUCUAGAACAGAGUUUCAGAAAGUCAAAAUUUCUUUUCUUUAUUAAAAAAAUGUGGAUGUUAAGCGACUUAAUUAUUCUCAUAUCAAAACUGGUAUCAAAAAUAGGUUUCAAACUGUUUCAAAUAAGAUCCAUAGUGGGGUCAAUAUUUUUUUUCUCAUAAAUGCUAAUUAAUGUCAGGUUUAAUUCAUUUUUUCUGCAAAGAAAAAGAAAUCUAUUAUAUACCGUUCAGUUGUUUUGUGAUGCCAUAUUCAGUUUGAUUAGAUACAGAUUGGUGUCCAUAUAUAUAAGUAAGGACCUGACUGGGUUUCAUUGUCUAUUUUUGUUGUAACAAAGAUCUGUGGGUUGGGGCCCAUGGAUAACUACAUAGUAGCAGACUCUUUUCUAUGAGUUGUGCUUCUGAGUGUCUGUAUGCAAUAAGUGUACUUUUUGUUUUUAAACUUUAAACAUCUGCUAGUUAUCUUGAAGAUGUGUUUGUGAAGUUUUCAUUGACUUACUUUUUCUUUGUUAUUGAUCUAUUUUACAAUUAAAGUUUUUGUGACUACGUUAAUUCUAGUAUCAUGUACACAUAUCUGUGAUAAUACAUUUUGUAGUUAAUAAUUUGCUGUAACUGGCAUUCUUUUUGUUGUAUUUAUUUAAUUUGUGUCUCAUUUCAUGUAUAUGCAUUUUUCAUUGGAAUAUUAAAUAUAUU
Molecule: messenger RNA, 5660 nt
Organism: Mytilus trossulus (common blue mussel)
Lineage: Eukaryota; Metazoa; Mollusca; Bivalvia; Mytilida; Mytilidae
Product: RING finger protein 141-like
Exons: 6
Coding region: 129-782 (217 amino acids)
Biological process (GO): protein autoubiquitination
Molecular function (GO): ubiquitin-protein transferase activity
Source: RefSeq, a predicted model, not a curated record